AGUAAAGCUGUGGAGUGCUCUGACAUUGCUUGGUUCCUAUCAGAACAGAAAUUGUGCUUUCAGGGUAGUACAGACCUCUCCAUUUCUUCUUGCAUUAGCUGGGAACAGCAGAGAGCUGGUGCUAGAUUAAAUCCACAGAAAAGGCAACUGAAUGAAAAAGAACUGUCCAAAAUGUUGAUACCAUUGCCCAGAUGCAGAUUUUUGUCUCCGAGUCUCCAAGGAUUGUUUCUCAAAAAAUCAGAAGCCAUCACUGCAUUCUUCACUCAACCCUACAUUAAGCCUGUAUGCAUGCAAGUUGGAGACAAGACUGAGCUGACUAAGACUUUUACACAGAAGGAUAUUGUCACCUUUUCUGACUUAAUAGGGGACACAAACCCAUUACACCUAGAUGAGGAAUAUGCAAGGAAGACAAGAUUUGGCAGAACCAUUGUACAUGGGGUUUUAAUCAAUGGACUUAUCUCUGCCAUUCUAGGUACAAAAAUGCCUGGGCAUGGAUGUGUUUUUCUUUCUCAGGAAAUUAAAUUUCCAAACCCUUUAUAUGCUGGAGAGGAGGUUUUGGCCUCAGCAGAAGUUAAGAAACUGAAGAGAAGUCUUGCUUAUAUUUCAGUGUCAUGUACAGUUGUAGAAAGUGGCAAGACUGUUAUGGAAGGUACUGUUAAAGUCAUGGUGCCAGAGGACCAGAAGUCCCAGAUCUAACUCCAUGGUGCAUCAUAUUCUGGAGCAGAAGUCAUGAGGAGUGGGUAUAUAUCUGAUUACUUAGAAGGAUGAAGCAUAUUGCCAACAGUAUAAUUAUACAAGACAUGAAAAAUGUAUCCUGUCUUCUUUAACCAUGUCUUGUAAACAUUUUGUGUGGUCUUAACCCAUCUUGCAAAAUUUCUGAAAUCCCAAAUCAACUAAAUUUGCUGGAAACUUGGAA
Sceloporus undulatus (fence lizard) is the source of this 916-nucleotide messenger RNA. RefSeq names its product hydroxyacyl-thioester dehydratase type 2 (gene HTD2). NCBI's taxonomy places the organism in Eukaryota, Metazoa, Chordata, Lepidosauria, Squamata, Phrynosomatidae. Bases 172 to 696 code for a protein of 174 amino acids. The record is from RefSeq and is a predicted model, not a curated record. The transcript is spliced from 2 exons.